Callithrix jacchus (white-tufted-ear marmoset) is the source of this 3845-nucleotide messenger RNA. RefSeq names its product hepatic and glial cell adhesion molecule (gene HEPACAM). The record is from RefSeq and is a predicted model, not a curated record. NCBI's taxonomy places the organism in Eukaryota, Metazoa, Chordata, Mammalia, Primates, Cebidae.
AGGGAGAAGGAGUGUGAGGUGGAGACAGGGUAGGUUGGGACACAAGGUCCAAUUAAGUGUGUGUCCCAGCUCAGUGUCCUGAGCCCCGAUCCUCAUCUCCCCUGGUAGUGGGGAUCAGCACAGACAAGCAACCAACUGCUGGGCUGUAGGUGCCCCCAUGUUGGAACCUGAGUUGGAGAUUAUCUUCUAAGCAGAUACCCUCUUCCAAACUGGGGAUGUAGGGCUUGGAAACUAGAAAAUGCCAGGUCUGAGGGAGAGGAAAGAACAAGUCCAGCAAUACACAGAGCUCUGUGUAUUCAGAGGGAAGUUGGCAGAGUUGUGUUCGGGCAGAGAAACUCCGAGUGGUACAAAGGAGACGUGCCCAGAGUGGAGAAAUCAUGCUAAUUGUCUGCACCAGAGCUGGAGAACGCCACCCAAAAUGAAGAGAGAAAGGGGAACCCUGUCCAGAGCCUCCAGGGCCCUGCGCCUCGCUCCUUUUGUCUACCUUCUUCUGAUCCAGACAGACCCCCUGGAGGGGGUUAACAUUACCAGCCCUGUGCGCCUCAUCCACGGCACCGUGGGGAAGUCGGCUCUGCUUUCUGUGCAGUACAGCAGUACCAGCAGCGACAAGCCUGUAGUGAAGUGGCAGCUGAAGCGUGACAAGCCAGUGACCGUGGUGCAGUCCAUUGGCACGGAGAUCAUCGGCACCUUGCGGCCUGACUAUCGAGACCGUAUCCGGCUCUUCGAAAAUGGCUCCCUGCUUCUCAGCGACCUGCAGCUGGCUGAUGAAGGCACCUAUGAGGUCGAGAUCUCCAUCACCGAUGACACCUUCACUGGGGAGAAGACUAUCAACCUUACUGUAGAUGUGCCCAUUUCAAGGCCGCAGGUGUUGGUGGCUUCAACCACUGUGCUGGAGCUCAGUGAGGCCUUCACCUUGAACUGCUCGCACGAGAAUGGCACCAAGCCCAGCUACACCUGGCUGAAGGAUGGCAAGCCCCUCCUCAAUGACUCGAGAAUGCUCCUGUCCCCUGACCAAAAGGUGCUCACCAUCACGCGCGUGCUCAUGGAGGACGACGACCUGUACAGCUGCGUGGUGGAGAACCCCAUCAGCCAGGGCCGCAGCCUGCCCAUCAAGAUCACCGUAUACAGAAGAAGCUCCCUUUACAUCAUCUUAUCUACAGGAGGCAUCUUCCUCCUUGUGACCUUGGUGACAGUCUGUGCCUGCUGGAAACCCUCCAAAAGGAAACAGAAGAAGCUAGAGAAGCAAAACUCCCUGGAAUUCAUGGAUCAGAAUGAUGACCGCCUGAAACCAGAAGCAGACACCCUCCCUCGAAGUGGUGAGCAGGAACGGAAGAACCCCAUGGCACUCUAUAUCCUGAAGGACAAGGACUCCCCGGAGCCCGAGGAGAAUCCAGCCCCGGAGCCUCGAAGUGCGACAGAGCCCGGCCCACCCGGCUACUCCGUGUCUCCCGCCGUGCCCGGCCGCUCGCCGGGGCUGCCCAUCCGCUCCGCCCGCCGCUACCCACGCUCCCCAGCGCGCUCCCCCGCCACCGGCCGGACGCACACGUCGCCCCCUAGGGCCCCGAGCUCGCCCGGCCGCUCGCGCAGCGCCUCGCGCACACUGCGGACUGCGGGCGUGCACAUAAUCCGGGAACAGGAUGAGGCCGGCCCGGUGGAGAUCAGCGCCUGAGCCUCCUCGGGACCCCCUGCGAGGCGCCUGCGGUCUGCGGCCGGCGGCCUGGGGGAGGGCUGGGAAGCCGGGGGGCGGUGCGCUGGGGGCGAGGGGAGGUCCCGGCCGGGCGCUGGUGUCUCGGGUGUGGACGUAUGUGAGCAUGCGCAGACGGAGGCGAGUGCGCGGCAGUGUAGACGGGGUGAAACCAGGUCGCUUCUGCUUCCGGUUUACUGGCUGUGUUCUCAGUUGGUAUAGGUUGUGCCCUCUUAGAACCACAUAGAUUAUUAAAUUUCUGGCCCAGUACCCGAAAGGGUUUUAUGGAAACUAACAUCAAUAACCUAACCCCCGUGACUAUCCUGUGCUCUUCCCAGGGAGCUAUGAGGUUUCCCACUCAUCACCCGUCCCUCUGAACAAAUGUCUGAGUUCUGGGGCACGUUUUUGGGGGGAAGUUCAGAUUAGAGAGGCCACUUUCCCGAAAUUAAUAGCUGUACUAAGCUAAGGAGAAGGCAUCUGGCUUCUGGGUGUGCAGGGGCUGUUCUGAGCUGGGGGAUCAUUGUGAAAGACUUUUUGCCUGGGCACCUGGUACCUGGGAACCUACAAGUUGGUGAGGGAAGGGUACAAGUACAUUUCUCUUUUUUGUUUGCUUUGAGACAGAACCUCGCUCUGUCUUCUAGGUUGGAGUGCAAGUGGUGCCAUCCUUGCUCACUGCACACUCCACCUCCUGGGUUCAAGCAAUUCUCCUGCCUCAGUCUCCCAGGCAGCUGGGACAACAGGCACCGGCCACCACACCCUGCUAAGUUUUGUAUUUUUAGUGGUGACAGGAUUUCACCAUUUUGGCCAGGAUCGUCUUGAUCUCCUGACCUCAUGAUCCACCAGCCUCGGCCUCCCAAAGUGCUGGGAUUACAGGUGUGAGCCACUGCGCCCAGCUCAUUUCUUUUCCCUCUGACCUGGGCCCUAGCAAGGGCAAAGAACUAGAGCCUGCCAGCUUGGCCUCCUCCUAGAGCCUCCUUCAGAGGCAUGCCAUGCCAAGCAUUCUUUCUGUCUGUUCCUGAGUAAAAGAGUUGGAUGGGCUUAUUCGUUUAGAGAAGUGAAUUCCACUUAGUCCCCUGGCUCAGAAAUUCUGACCAAGUGAGGAAUUGUUUUAGCUCAUCAAACUCAUAUCUUCAUCCUGGCUUCCUUACAAAAUAAGCCUUUCAAACAAUCAUUGUCCUCAGGAAGGUUGUUGAGCUUCCUCCAGCUGUGAGAAUAAGUCCUAAUCUCCAGAGAAAUGGUGGGGGGAGGAGGAGGCUUAUUGCUUCCCAGCAUUUCAGGGAAACAUGAUCCAACCCCUGGCCUCCUGCCACCUAUCUGCCCUGCUCCCACAUGCUCAGAUCCCAGGGAACAGAACAAGGGCAGACUCCCUAAUCACACUAACAUAAGAAUAAAGAGGCCCAGCCACUGUGUAGCCAGGCUGUGCCCAUGCCACCACCUAUUGAACAGUUCAUAGGAGGAGCAGUAAUCUACUGUGUGAGGAGAGAGGGCAAUUAAAAAGCUGAAAGAGAAGGGGGCCCUCUGUGUAUUCCAUCCUCUCCUCCUGAAUGCCUCCAAGGGUCCUUGCAUCCCUGGCCCCUCCCCAACCUCCUAAACUCCAGAGCUGAUUCUCCAGCAUUCCAUGGAGCAAUUCCAAGACCCCCAUUACUCAUCACCUCCACACCAGGGCACAUUUUUGUCUCAGCCCAAAGGCACUGACAUUUCUAGUUUGCCCCCUCUGCCCUGACCCCAACAGCAUGCCUCUCUCAGCUCCCUGUCCCUAGGCACGUCCCCAGGCUCAUUUGAGCAGGUGUGCCUUUGCAGCUCCCCUAAACUUCCCAGGUGCCUCAUCCAUAAUGAGAUAAUGCAUGUAGGGGAAAGUUUCUCAGGAAAGUGGAAGAGGCAGGACUUGGAGGAGGAGUACCUGCUGGUCAACCUUGAGAUGCACAGGUGACGGUUAGGAUGAGAUGAGAGCAUGCCAUUCCCUGGUGCUGAAUCCCUGAGGGGCCAGCUUCCCAGGCUUAAGCCAAAUCUGCCUUAAAAUGGGGGUAGGGAGGGGUAAGUACAGAAGUGGGGUUUUUUUUGUUCGUUUUUGUGUUGUUUUGAUCUUCAUCUUUGUAUUCCUAGCAUCUAGCAGAGUGCCUAGCACAUACUGGAUGCUCAAUAAACUUUUGACAAAAUGAAA